This is a messenger RNA of Blastomyces dermatitidis ER-3, 3851 nucleotides long. RefSeq lists its product as uncharacterized. The record is from RefSeq and is a predicted model, not a curated record. The coding region runs from base 2597 to 2899 and encodes 100 amino acids. NCBI's taxonomy places the organism in Eukaryota, Fungi, Ascomycota, Eurotiomycetes, Onygenales, Ajellomycetaceae. The transcript is spliced from 4 exons.
CGCAUCCCUCAUGCUUACAUUCAAACUUCUUCUCCGCAUCACCUUUCCUGGUCCUCUUCCGUCUCUUGACAGUGUCGCCUUGAGACUGCGAAGGCUCGCCACUGUCAUGCUGCUGGUCAUGGCCUUCAUGGGAAGCAUCCUGUCCCUCGUCGUGACCUCGCCGACGGUUUUGAGCUAACGAAUCAACAUCUGCCAUUGAUUCGACAGCCAGAGUCAUAAGCAGAAGGGGGGCAGAAGGAGAUAAAAGUUGACUAUCUAUGAAUCUAUGUAGGUGCCCGUGUCCAAUGGUUAACAGGAGCGCGACUUUACACACACUACCCAAUGCCCUUGCUGCAGUCUAUAGGAAUGGUGUAGGAGCCUCGAACGCCCAUCAGAGCGCGAGGGUGGAAGGGCGGCGUGUGAGGGGGAGGGGGAUCCGGCGCAAAACGACAUCAACCAGGACGCGCUGGAGUGCGACAUACGAGGAGUGGAGGAGACGCUGUCAAUAAUAAAUAAUAGCCAGAUAUAAGCGCUCGAACCGGUUGUGUGUCAAAGAGAGGAGACAGAGAGCUGUAGCGAGAGAGACGAAGACGACGAUGAUUGACGCCGGAAGAAUGAAGCAUGAAAAUGAAGAAGAGGUUGAAGCUGAGAGAAAGGAAGAAAGAAAACGUCGACCUUCGACGCUCGCUGGGGAGAACCGCCAAAGUUACUAAAUAAGUUAACCUGCUUGGGUGCGGCCUGGUCGGAUUCCAGCUAGGGCAGAACUAACUUUGAUUGCUGAGUUCAGGACUGUUCGUUCAAUUCAAGUCCAGGACAUGCAUACAAUAAUACAUCGCUGGUUAACAUCGUGAGAGCAGCGGCGAGGAUACGAUACGAGCGUCCACUCCGCGAUGGCAGCAAACCACGGCAGCGAGCUCUGGCUGGUUUGGCAGCCGGUGCAGCGGGCAGAUGACCAGGCGCGAUUUUGGCCUUUCUUUGCUUUUUCUUCUUCCAAGCCAACGGAAAUGCUUCCUUUUGCUCUGACCUCUUGUCCUUUCCAAGCCAUGCAUGUACAGUACGGGGUCCCUGUCUAUGCAAGGUUAUACCUAGGUAUACAUGCGACAUGCUGCAUGUUGAUAUAUGCCAAACAAAGAGAAGGACCGGCUUCUACGACACCUACUGUUAUCCCUAGGAGAUAGCAAAAUACAGUUUACAGAUCCCUCGCCACCCUCAACAUCUUGACAUGUUCUUCGGGGCCUGGUUUCAGGUCGUUUGCACGCGAAGUCGUUUGCGCUGGGUAAAAUCAACCCAAUAAUAACCGAUCGGUGACAUUGCCAGAACCCUCUGCGAGAGUUAAUUCUGCUCACCCGAGUUGGAGUCGAGCUAGGAGUCUAGGACAUGGCCAUGGCUUGUCCCCAAUCUUCACAGCAUGAUCCCCAUCAUCGUUAGAGCCAUCGAUCCUAGAUCAUGGUCCCUUGAAUUCCCAUCCCCAUCCCCGCCCGACCCUCUUCCGCUUAAGGGGGUCGAAUCACUAGCCCUAUCAGCCACCAUACCAAGAGAGAAAAUAACUAAUCCGAGGAUAUGAAUGUGAAACACGGACGGGCAAAUCCAAAAUACGCCUCCCUGAUCAUUUCCAUUGCCGAGAGAUGAUCCUCAGUAAAUGACGGGGAGAAAGGCGAAUUAGAUCGCUUUUACUGAACACAUGGGUUCUUGUCAGGGGAUUUGAAUUUCCUUUACUCAUAGAAAUUACAACGUUGACUUCGCGUUCGUCAAAUCGUGCCUUAAAAUCUUCUGCAUCUCAAUUUUACCGCAAGAAUAAUGAAAAAUAUAAUCAGGGAAGUCUAGAGAAGAGGGAAAAGGAAAAGCAAAACAGAGCAAAAGAGAAUCGACUCUCAACCAUUCCCUGCCGUCGUCAGCCUGGACUUGGGUAAGUUACCCAACCAGCUGGUAAGGAGCAAGGAGCUAGGGUAUCGCGGCGCAAAACAGGAUGUGGGGGGACAUAGCAAAUCGAACCCUGAUCGAAUCUUCGAAAGUCAAACAUGGAUGCGGAGAGAGCGAGAACGUGGGAGGGAAGUGGAAUGCAGAAUAAUGAAGCAUAUACGGAGUACAAGGUCCUCUAUCUCUAAUAAUCAAGGCAUCAAAUGUGUUACUUGUGGUAACUACAAGAAAUGCUUAGGAAUGGCAGCUGGUAAACCUACAGUGGCCUAGGCAGGCAUCCAUUGUGUCAAACGAGCCUAUCUGGAUGGCUUGGAGUCGUUCGGAUCCAUAACUGAGCAUAAUUAGCCAGGGUGGAUAAGCUAACUAGUGCCUGUGCAUGUGUAUACUUACUUGUGCGUAAAUUGUAAUGCCCUUUUCUUGUGCGUUAACUUGCUCAAGUAUUAUUUUUAUUAUUAUUAUUGUUUUCCCCAGCAUUUCACUGGCUGAUCAGGGUCAUCAAAAUCUUUGCUCCAUAAUCCCUUCGUCAACCCACCACCCCUCAUCUUUCGCAACUUCGCAAGCCACACUCCAAAUAAUAAUAUCCAGGCUGGAAUAUGCCAUGGCUCAUGGGGAUCCAAAAACAGCCCUUCACAAAACCUUCAAAACAUGAAACCCCCUAGUUUCAUCCAGCAGAUCCUUUAAUAUUUUCUUUUCUGUGCGGAUGGCCUUGAUUGCUAUACCCCCCCCCAUCAGGAGAACUGGCAUACACCUUGUAGCCAAGAACAGAACAUUCAGUAUAAAUUUGGCCCUAUCAACAUCAGCACCGAUUCGCAGAGAAUGGAUUGGAGGACUGAAGCGGAGUGUGAGAAUCCCAUCGCCUAACCUGGAGGGACAAAAAAAAAUAGACACUGGGAGCGCAACGGAGCUGGUGAAGUUACCAGAAAGAAUGGGUCGGUCGAAGAUACAAAUGCAGGUGUUAGUUAUCAUUCAUUUGCAAGGCGGCGGCUCCCAAGCACGGAUUUAGCUUGCCCUAAGCUUGAUAUCUAGUUAUCAUCUGAUGAUGGGCGACAGAAAGGGCGAGGGGAUGACCCCAGUAUUAUUAUCAUUCAUAUUAUUUUGAUACUUUAACUACCCAUGGGGUAAGAUACCAAUGACAAUGACAAGCAGGUAGCAGUGGUUUUGUCCCAGAAGUUCAGACUUGCACCAGCUCACUUCUAUUUCCCUAAAUUGGGGAAAUUAUUGAUAUCAAAAUGACACACAUUGUCUUGGGCACUAGCCAGCUGUGUUUCUAAGAAUUGGAAAGAUGUUUUUUUCAAUGUUGUCAGGAACAAGAGCAGGAGGAAUCCAUACAUCAAGAUACAUGUACAAUCACCAAUAAUACUACCAGCCUCCCUCAGGAACAAACCACAAGAAGGAUAAAGCAGAAACAUCUUAUGCAAUAUGCUGCCUAAAAAUUUUCUCCAGCUGUCCAUCUCUCACCCAAGCACCAGGCGCUGACAUCAAUAAUAAUGGGAUCCUCAAAACCCCGGCACGACAUGCAUAUUUGUUUCCCCCCCAGCCCAGGAAUGAUUUAAUAUUAUGAAAACGACCAAUCAAUCUCCCCUAGGUGAAAACUUUCUUAUUCAGUAAAGAGAGAGCAUUGUCCCGCGGAUUCUAUAGAAUGAUCAGGUAGCGAGACAGCCUUAGGUUGAGGGAGGAAUGAUGGAACGCGGGAAUAAAAACAAAAAAAAUCAAAACUAGUGUACGGAGUACUCCGUAAGGCUUCCCUAGUUACAUAUUCCGGUGCAUAGCAUUUCUAUCCCAAUUUGGGUGUUGUGUCUACUACAUUUUCUCAUUUCAACUCAUCCAAACAACAUUCUGCCGAGUUGGUUCGAAUAUUAAAUGGUGAGAUACUGGGUGAUUGCUUGAAACAAUGCUAUUGUUGUCUUUUUAGGUUUGGCUGCAAGGUAACUUAAUCCUUUCAUUAAUAAUUAUUU